AUGAAGAUCCGUCGGAGGUCCCACAGUGAGUUAAAGAUGAAGAUCCGUCGGAGGUCCCACAGUGAGUUAAAGAUGAAGAUCCGUCGGAGGUCCCACAGUGAGUUAAAGAUGAAGAUCCGUCGGAGGUCCCACAGUGAGUUAAAGAUGAAGAUCCGUCGGAGGUCCCACAUGCGAGGCAUGCAUCAUAAAUGUGGGACUGCAGAGAGCUGCCUGUCUGCACCAGCCACACACACCGUCCCCACACCGUCCACAUACCUGUCUGCACCAGCCACACACACCGUCCCCACACCGUCCACAUACCUGUCUGCACCAGCCACACACACCGUCCCCACACCGUCCACAUACCUGUCUGCACCAGCCACACACACUGUCCCCACACCGUCCACAUACCUGUCUGCACCAGCCACACACACCGUCCCCACACCGUCCACAUACCUGUCUGCACCAGCCACACACACUGUCCCCACACCGUCCACAUACCUGUCUGCACCAGCCACACACACCGUCCCCACACCGUCCACAUACCUGUCUGCACCAGCCACACACAUCGUCCCCACACCGUCCACAUACCUGUCUGCACCAGCCACACACACUGUCCCCACACCGUCCCCACACUGUCCCCACAUCGUCCACAUACCUGUCUGCACCAGCCACACACGCUGUCCCCACACUGUCACCACACUGUCCCCACACUGGCCACACACUGUCCCCACACUGUCCACACACCGUCCACACACAUUGUCCCCACACUGUCCUCACUGUUCCCACACUGUCCCCACACCGUCCACACUGUCCCCACACUGUCACCACACUGUCCUCACACUGUCCCCACACCGUCCACACACACUGUCCCCACACCGUCACCACACUGUCCCCACUCUGUCCAGCGAGUGUUAA
Knipowitschia caucasica is the source of this 897-nucleotide messenger RNA. The record is from the annotation of a GenBank genome assembly. NCBI's taxonomy places the organism in Eukaryota, Metazoa, Chordata, Actinopteri, Gobiiformes, Gobiidae.